Alnus glutinosa is the source of this 2679-nucleotide messenger RNA. RefSeq lists its product as uncharacterized. The record is from RefSeq and is a predicted model, not a curated record. The transcript has 9 exons. Bases 154 to 2544 code for a protein of 796 amino acids. Gene Ontology annotation, molecular function: protein binding. NCBI's taxonomy places the organism in Eukaryota, Viridiplantae, Streptophyta, Magnoliopsida, Fagales, Betulaceae.
GGAAGGGAUCGACUGAAGGAGUCCGGCGCUCAGUUCUUUUUGGGGUAUAGCUUUCCUUCUUUUAAGUUCUUCUACGGGCGAUCGCUACUGCACGUUGGGACUUAUCAGCGGCAGUUUUGGGAUACAGCUCGUCCAACCUUGCAACUAUUAAACAUGGAAAUAAAGGAUGCCUCGAGUACAGCUGUUCUUCAAGUUCUUGAGAAAGAUAAUUACGUGGCUUGGAGUGUUCGAGUAAAAACGUAUUUGAUGGCUCAAGAUCUUUGGGAAACAGUUGAAGCAACCACCGAACCUCCUAAGCAAGAAAAUGAAGCUGCUUUCAAGGCUUGGAGCGACAAGAAUUCCAGGGCUUUACAUGUAAUCCAAAAAUCAUGCGGAAAAGACACAUUGUCUGUGAUUAAGGAGAUUAGUUCGGCUAAAAGUGCAUGGAAUACUUUGGCAGAAAAGUACAACAUCUCUAAAAAUACUGGUCUCACUCAAAAUACUAGCUCAGUUCUUAAAGUUCUUGAGAAAGAUAAUUAUGUUGAUUGGAGUGUUCGGGUAAAAACCUAUUUGAUGGCCCAUGAUCUUUGGGACAUAAUUGAAGCAACCACCGAACCUCCAAGAAAAGAAGAUGAAUUUGCUUUUAAGGCUUGGAGUCAGAAGAAUUCCAAGGCCUUACAUAUAAUCCAAAUUUCAUGCGGACCGGACACAUUUUCUGAGAUUAUUGAGAUUCCUUCGGCAAAAAUUGCUUGGGAUACGUUGGCAGAGAAGUAUAACGUGCCAGGGUAUGAGGCCUUAAAAAGGGCUGUGGAAAGUGGUGAUUGGAAAGCUGCAGAGGAGUUCCUUAAACACCAACCGGGUGCAGCGGUUGCAAAUAUCACAAUUCAGGGCGAGACGGCUCUUCACGUUGCUGUUAAUGCUGGGCAGGAGCAUAUGGUGGAGAAGUUAGUGGAUGUAAUGUCGGAGGAAGAAUUGGCAAUAAAAAACAGCAACUGUCGCACAGCUCUGGCUGAGACAGCUAAUACCGGAAACUACAGGAUGGCAGCGUGCAUGCUUAGAAAGAACAAGAAGUUGGUCAGUAUUAAAGAUAAGGAUCAAUUAAUUCCAGUUAUUAAGGCUAUGGCUUUUGGGCAUAUUGAUUUGGCUCGCUAUCUCUAUUCUCUCACUCCGCUGGAAGAUCUAAAUUCAGAAAAUGGUGCUAGACUUUGUACUCAGGCAAUAUAUACCAGAACUUUAGAUAUUGCUUUGGAUUUAAUCCACCGUUGUCCAAGUUUAACUUGUGCUCAAAACAGCCCUUUGUACGCAUUGGCUUCUAUGGCUUCUGCAUUCCCGAGUGGAAGUCGGCUUGUGUUUUGGAAACGAUGGAUCUACUCCAGUAUACACGUUCAACUGGCUUCUUCCACUGAGGAAAUUCGUAUGAACAUUCAAAACGUAGAAAAACGCCAAAGUGAUCCAGUAAAAAUAAUCGGAUCAGUGCUAACUCUAUUGCGCCAGCUUGUUUCAAAUCUCCUAAACUUCUUGGGAAUAAAGGAUUUAUAUGAAAUGAAGCUAGUCCAUGUCCAGUCCCUUAAACUUCUGGAUCGCAUGUGCAAACAAGUAUCAGUUUCAAAUAAUGAGCAAAGGCUGAAGGGUCUCGUUUAUGAUGCCAUCUUCCGUUCAAUCGAGAGAGGGAAUUUUGAAUUUAUUUUUCAUAUAGUAAGAGCAAGUCCAGAUCUUUUGUGGCGUACUAAUUAUAAAGAGCACUCAAGACCCAUAUUUUCAUGUGCUGUCCUACAUCGUCAAGCAAAAAUCUUUAGCCUUAUAUACAGGCUUGAUGUGAAGAACGCUUUAACAGACUGGGUUGAUCACGAACGCAAUAGCGUAUUACAUAUGGCAGGCAUGACAGGAGGUUCGAUUCUACUCAAUCAAAUCCCAGGUGCAGCUUUGCAGAUGCAAAGAGAACUACAAUGGUUUAAGGAAGUUGAGAGCAUUGUGCCUCCCAAGAUUAAGGAAUCUUUAAACAAAGAUCGUUUGACUCCCAGGGAAUUGUUUACAAAGAACCACGAGGACUUGAUGAAAAAGGGAGAACAAUGGAUGAAAGAAACAGCAACUUCUUGUACAGUGGUAGGCGCUCUCAUUGUUACUAUCAUGUUUGCUGCAGCCUUUACCGUUCCAGGCGGUAACAACCAAGAUACAGGGUUCCCAUUAUUCUUGAAUAAAAAAUUGUUCAUGCUCUUUAUAAUAUCCGAUGCCCUAUCCCUCUUUUCCUCCUCAGCUUCAGUCUUGAUGUUUUUGGGAAUCCUCACAUCCCGUUAUGCAGAAGACGACUUCCUUGAAUCCUUGCCAAGAAAGAUGAUCAUAGGCCUUUCUACUCUUUUCUUCUCUAUUGCAGCCAUGAUGAUAGCCUUUUCUACUUCUCUUUUAAUUAUGCUACAUGGACAAUCAUGGAUUUUCAUUCCUGUCAUUUGUUUGGCUAGUGUACCCAUCACCCUAUUUGUAUUGAUGCAGUUCCCUCUUCUUGCUGACAUGUUCAUUUCGACCUAUGGACCAGGCAUCUUUGAUAAACAAAUGGAGCACUGGGUAUAAGUUUAUUCAUUUUUUUGUAUAGUUUAUAUGCUCCAUUAAGAAUAUCUACACCAACUAAUCAUUUUUUUUUCUUUUUGUUGGACGAAUGAGUGAUGAAUUAUAAACUGGUUUAUGUUGUCUAUUUUAUGAUUCCUU